AUGCGCGUUAACAAGAAGGUUAGUACCGGCUCUAGGCGCGGCCACAAGUUUCCGCACAUGGCACGGAUCGCCGUCGUGGGAUCCGGGAAGACCUCGGAAGUUCCCUCCGAGCCACGCUCGGAUGACAUUGGCGUUGUGACCAUGGAAGGCGAGCAGGCAAUGGACGCUUCGAAUUUUCCGGAGAUCAAGAAUGGAGUCGAAUUGACGGCGCCGAAGGAGGGAACUAAAGCCGAGGCUGCCCCGCCCGCUUCCGCUCCAAUUCCAACCGCUACCAGCGUCGAGAUCAACAGUGAGGAGCCGAUGGACACGAAUGCUGAAGUUUCGCUGCCAGUGCCGCCGUCUGAAAAGUCGCUACCGGAUGUGAAGGCUGGAAAACUGCCCGUGUUCAAGCUGGAAGAGGUUGAGAUUGAUAUGGUUCCGUCCGCCUCCACGGCUUCUACCUCCAGCGCCAUCUUCGAGCCGCCCAUCAUCCCGUCCAAGCGAUCCACACGCUCGAUUGCUGUUCAACACACUGGAUCCCCCGACGUC
Messenger RNA from Mesorhabditis spiculigera, 528 nucleotides. The record is from the annotation of a GenBank genome assembly. Lineage: Eukaryota; Metazoa; Nematoda; Chromadorea; Rhabditida; Rhabditidae.